Messenger RNA from Pomacea canaliculata, 1136 nucleotides. RefSeq lists its product as uncharacterized. NCBI's taxonomy places the organism in Eukaryota, Metazoa, Mollusca, Gastropoda, Architaenioglossa, Ampullariidae. The coding region runs from base 648 to 962 and encodes 104 amino acids. The transcript is spliced from 3 exons. The record is from RefSeq and is a predicted model, not a curated record.
UGGUGUGGGGAAUAUUUAGGUUAUGUUGGUGUCUCUGAUAACAGUCCUCUCGUUUGUAAAUUCCGCAGUACCAAAAUAAAUGUGUAAUCUCGUCCUUCCAAACGAUGUCCAUGUUCCUGUCUCAGAAGGACAAGACGACGAGGCUUUCGUCUAUUUUUUCUUCCCUUGCAGCAUCAAGAAGAAAGGCUGCUAUAAAGUCGUCUGCAACAUCAUUCUCGUGUGCGAGAGCAGCCAUAUUUGAUGUAUCAAUAAUAGGUUCAGGUAAAUUAAACGGAAUUUCCAGUAAGACGAUCGUACCUCCACCCAUCCAACCCGUACUCUUUCAUCCCGGGGUGGAUUUCAUGUUCAGCGCUUAACUUACCUCCGAAUAAAACCCUCAGCCCCUAUUAGCUACUCGCUGGUAAGGCCAGCGCGUCCCGCGCAUUUCGUGUUUCCGACUUUACCCGACAAUAGCUAACUGGCGAUGCAAAUUUAGAACUGCGACCUACAUUCUUUGUUCCGGGGGAUUCCCUAUUUGUGCGCAUGUCCAGAAGACGUUAAUAUGUCUUCCGGGAAAAACAAACAGGCGUGCUCACAGAUUUACUAUACAACUCUGUGGAUGUGCUCUUUUCGCGGAACAAACUUUGUCAGCCGACUUUUUUAUAAUAAUGGAGCCGACGUCUUCCAAACGCCAGCGAGGAGCAAACUGGUCCAGCAGGGAAGUACGGGCAUUAUUAGAGUUUAAGAGAGAGGUUUUUGAGAUAACUCUAGUCAGCAGCUGCCCAGAUUUGCCUUCAUAUGCACCUGUUCCUGAUGCUGGCCUAACAAAGGAAGUGUUCUCUAGUGUAGAUGUCUAUGAUACAAAUAGUUUAAGAUGUACUCUCAAUAUAUAUUCUGAGAAAAUAAGUGUCAAGCAGAAUUUAAGUUCAGGUCAGCUUUAUGCUAUACCUAACGCUGUUUGCAGAAAUGACAAGUACUGUUAAUAGUUUGUAAUCUCAGCAGUCCUGUCCAACCUUAAAUGAAUUUUCAGUAGGAUGCAUGUGUGGAAGUGUAAUGUAUCUUAAGAGUGAUGUACAAUUUUCAUUGUUGUUGUUGUUUUGGGAUGAGCAGACAUUUAGAGUUGCAUGCUGGAAUUAAUAAAGUUGAUCAUUCAUUUU